Molecule: messenger RNA, 4918 nt
Organism: Camelus dromedarius (Arabian camel)
Lineage: Eukaryota; Metazoa; Chordata; Mammalia; Artiodactyla; Camelidae
Gene: CIART
Product: circadian associated repressor of transcription
Exons: 6
Coding region: 887-1780 (297 amino acids)
Biological process (GO): negative regulation of DNA-templated transcription; circadian regulation of gene expression
Cellular component (GO): nucleus
Molecular function (GO): RNA polymerase II cis-regulatory region sequence-specific DNA binding
Source: RefSeq, a predicted model, not a curated record
ACGGACUUUCCCCUUUCCGUUUCUUGUUCUAAGAAACAAAGAAUUCAGGGCGCAGGGCCCGAGGAGCCCAGAUAAAAGUCAGGAACAACCGAGUUGGGCUUUGACCUCUGGAGCUGUGGCGGGCUGGCAUCUGAGCUGGUAACGUGCGUGGAGGGUUAUGUAAGGAAAGGACUCGAGGAGCCGCCCCAGCGGGAGCCGGAGAGAGGACGCGGUGUUCUCGGCAGCAGUCCCCACCCUCCUCACCCAGCAGGGCAGGAGGCACCCAGCUUGCAGGAGGAGGAGGAGGGGAGGGUGAAACAGAGACCAGGGAGUCACGAGGGGUGAGCCGCCGAGACGGGGAGAGGAUAUACAGUGGCACACAUCCAUUCUCUCACACACGUUGCUGACGCAACUCGCUGAUGGUUUCCACGUGCUGCACUCGUGAGAUGAGGCUCUAAAAGAGGGGGCAGAGGGGUCGGCUCCAAGGAAGAGCCAGGAGUCCCACGUCUCGAGGCUCACUCCUCAAGUCGCACAACCAGUCUGCACACGCCAGUUGCACCGCUCCAGGCGCGCCACCACCCUAUUUAAGGCCACAGGCUCCGCCCUUUCCCUCCCCUCCCUUCUUUUCCACUCUUUUUCCGUCCUCCUCGUUUUCUCACCACGGGGUCCUCCUCGCUAGCCGCAUGUAGGGGCGGAGCACGAAAUGCUUACCUUCCAACCAAUCGUCACCUGACUGCCUCUCUAUUGGCCGAGCCCCUGUAUGCUGUAGCAAAUGGAAUGUGAACUUCAGUGACGGGAGUCACGUGCCACCGGCUAGACAACCAAUGAGGAUGCGAGGCAACGACCCAAGGUUUCCAGUAACGGACGAACAGCAUCUCGCUCGGAACAGCGGGUCUUGGUUUCUUCUAUGUCAGGAUCUGGGGUCAAAAGAUCAAGAGACGGUGAACUGGAAAUCUGUCUAAACAUCCAGGGGUGUACCACAGAAGGAGACCUGCUCUUUGCUCAGAAGUGUAAAGAGCUCCAAGGAUUCAUACGCCCUCUCACAGCCUUACUGAAUGGGCUGAAGAUGGGUCGAUUUGAGAGAGGAUUGAGCAGUUUCCAGCAGAGCGUGGCAAUGGACAGGAUUCAGCGUAUUGUAGGUGUUUUGCAGAAGCCACAGAUGGGAGAGCGUUAUCUAGGAACUCUGCUACAGGUAGAAGGGAUGUUAAAGACUUGGUUUCCUCAUAUAGCUGCCCACAAGUCAUCGCUGGAUAGUAGUAGGCACCAGCUGACCCAGCAUUCUCCAAACCACCACGGUUACCCAAUUGCAUCUUCUUCUACACCUUUCAUGGAAAAGAUGGACCAGACACAGCUAGGGAAGCUAGUAUCGAAACCAAAGCAGCCUUGGCACCUCACUGAAUGGCCAACUAUGAAUCUCACUUGGAUCCACACCACUCCAAUUUGCAAUCCCCCUCUCAGUUCUCCAGGUACCAUCUCCUUUAGCCAUGGUCCUGUAGGCACUGGAACCAGCAUUGGUGUCAUCCUUUUCCUCCAGCAUGGAGAACAGCCCUUCACCCAGUCAGCUCCAGUCACUCCAGUUCCAUCUGCUGCAGCAUCUCCUGUCAUCCCUGGUGAACCUAAGAAACUAUCUGGAGAGGGGCCUUGUUGCCACAAUUUGCCAGUGACUCUGCCAUCAGACUGGAGCUGUACCCCACCCCCUCCUGGCCUACCCACCAUAACUGGAGCGAUGACCAUGGGACACCUGGAGCAGAUGGGAAGCCAGUCACCAGCUGCUCCUGAUGUCUACCCUCUCAACCCCUAAUCCAGGACUUGACAUCGUAGUUUCUAAUUUGUGUAAAUAGAUGUCUUCCUGCAUUUUUUUUUUUUACUUUUAAUGUGUGUAUCUGUGUUGAGGGAAGAGAAAUCCUUUCUGAUUAAAGAAAUUUUAUACUAAACAGUUUGCUGAUUGGGGGAAAUUUAAACCUUCUGCCUCCAAUAACAAUAUUUAUCCUCUGAGCUGAACAGAAAAAUGAGGAUGGGAAUGUUUGUGAACAUGCGCUCACCAGAUUAGAAGUCUGGAUGGGACAAUAUACGUCCUGUGGGAGAGGAAAUGGGACUCUCUGUUGCUAUCUUUUCUAGGGAAGAUCCUUGAGGCAGUUAUAGGGCUCAGAGUUGGGUUUGUUCUUUCAUUCAGGCUCAGAGACUAGUACCUUUCCCUUUGUGUCUCUCACUCUUGCAAUCUUCCAGUUGGCCCAGACUAGCAGGUUCUACUGCUCUGGGGUAGCCCUUUGCUUCGUUGCGAGCUGUUGGCGCUUGUGGAUAAGUGCAUAUGUAAUCUACUGCUGCCAGAGGAGAGGUACAAAAGCCAGAACAGCCUUUGUGAUUGCCAGUUUUGAAGAGGAAGGGGUGCCUUAAAUCUGUCAGAAUGGGAAGUCCCCUCAGAUACUGGGCCUCAUCCUUAUUCAAAAAGCUGCAGCUGCUAAGUGGGUGCUACCCAGUGUCAUCAGGAGGCAAAAAUGAAGUCUGUGAAUUUACCUAUAUCUACCCUUUUCCAUGUAUUACUACUUUCUGACUUGUCUCAGUUUCCACCAAAACCAUGUCAUCUCCUAUCCUAAGCCUUGGCAAUGUAUCAGACUACUCAGUCAUUUUACUAACUGCUUAUUGGCUACUUAACAUGUUUCUCUUAGCUAGUUUUACAUCUUUCACCUAUUUUUCAAGUCCUUUGUUCUCAGUGAAUUAUUGUCUCCUUUUAUGUCAGACAGCAUGACCUCCUUUCUAAGGCGAACUUCUCCAUUUGUGUUUUGAUUACCUUUCACCUCUGGAACUUUUGCUGUAUCACUUAUCCUCUCUUUUUCUUGUAACAUCAAUUUGUUAUUGAAUUGUUUAUUCUUUCUUUCUCCUACAAAUGUGAUCAGGUCUCUCCUUCUUGAGAAAUCUCUUGAGCCUGAUUACCCUUUCUCAUCUUUUCUCCAUAAUUCUUGACACAGUAGUCUAAUUGUACUCUUUCUCCUUUCUACCACUCAGUCCUUAAACUCUUGCAGCCUAGCUCUACUACACUUUCUUAAGUUACCAGUGAUCUUAUAGAAUCAGAGUAUUAUAAUGUAGCUUCCUCCAUCCAAUCAGUAGCUAGGUCCAGGGGCCUUUACAAAGACUAUGCACUUCAUACUCUCUUAUCAUUUGACGCUCUUGGUAAAGCCUACUGAAACCCUCCUCCCUCAGAUCCCAUGACAGCACACUAUCCCAAUUCUCCUCUUACCAAUCUGGCAACAACUUCUAGGUCUCUUAAUAGCCUCACUUCUGCCCACUCCAGAGUGUAGGUGUUGCCCUAGGCUCAGUCCUUGGCUUUUUUCUCUGACUACAUUCUUUCACUUCAAGGUUUCAUUGUCUUUCAUGGCUCUAAUUAUUGCCUCAACUUAGAAGACAGCUGAAGCUUUAUCUCCAGUCCCAACCUUUCCCCUGAGAUGGCAUACUGAAUGUCUCCAUUUCUGCUGGAUAGUUCCAUUUACAUGUUAUUAACACUUAAAACUUAUCUAAAAUUGCAGCAUUUUAGAGCCAAGAGGGUACCAUUUGUAUUUAAUUCAACCCCUUCAUUUUAUAGAUGAGGAAACUUAGGGAACUUGUGUAAGACAAUACAAUGUAUUAUACAGAACUCUUGGUUUCCAGCCAGGUGCCUUUUCUGGUGUUCACCAAUCAAAAUAUUAUCCUUCCUUUAGAGAUGUCCUAUUCUGCUUUUUUACAGUCUCUUUUUCUUCUGUUGAUACUAUCGAUGGUACCAUCAUUUUUGUAGAUAAUGAGGCUUAAAAUGUGGUGCUAUUUAUAGUCACCAAAUACUUUUUAUUCUGUGUUUGGAAUGUUUCUUAAAAUCCAUUUCUUUCUGUCCAUUCCAUUGCCACCUCCCUGGUCUAAACCUUGAUUAUGGCAAUAACCUCUCUUCCUUCUCAUACUUUCUCACUGGUAACUAGAUUAAUUUUCCUGGAACAUUGCUUUGCAUGUCAUUUCCUAUUCAUUGGCUCUCCAGUACUUUGAGAAGAAAGUCCAAAACCUUUAGUCAAGAUCUCUGUUUCUUCCUCUGCUCCCCUGCGUAAUUUUCCUGUUCCAGUUUAUUUAUUUGCCCCUUAACACUGUAAGCCUUUUUGCCUCUAAACUCUUGUUCAUGCCGUUCACCUUGCCCAGCCUUUCCUGCUUCUGUUAACUAAACCCUGCCCUCUUUUCAAUGACUAACUCAAGUCCUUCCCCCGAUUAUUCUCCCACUAAACAUGAUAUAUGCGCUUAGUCUUUGGCCCUUUACUCCAUCAAAUGAAAUCAGUUAUAUAAAAUGCCUAGUACAAAGGUUUGGUAUAUAGUAGGCUCUCAAAAAUGUUACUUUUCUCCUUCCUUUCUUUCAAAGUGUUUUUUUAAAAUAUGGAGUGCUUCACGGAUCUGCAUGUCAUCCUUGCACAGGGGCCAUGCUAAUCUUCUAUCAUCUCAAUUUUAGUGUAUGUUCUGCCGAAGCGAGCACCAAAGUAUUUUUAUAUUUUAUCCCAUUUGAUUCCCAUGACAAACUUUGUGUGAUUAAAAGCCACUAUUAGUUCCAUUUUACAGAUAAGAAAAUAGACUGAUAGUUUAAGUCAGGGGUCAGCAAGAGCCAGACAGAUACAUGCUUUGUGGGCUAUACAUCUCUGCUGUAACUACCCAUUGUAGCCCAAAGCAGCCGUACCUAAUACAUAAACAAACGGCACAAGCUGGAUUUGACCUGGAGGCAGUACUUUGCAGACUACUGGUUUAAGGUCAUACACCUGAUGAGUAUCAGAAUUUGGAUAGAAUCCAGAUCUCCUGAUCCUCAACCCAGUGCUUUUCCACCAAUUUAUGCUGUUGCCUAUGUAAUUUAUUUUGCAUAUGCUAUCUUGUUUUACUAUUUAUCUUUUAUGGCUACUUAUUGUCUUUUGGUAGUCCAAGAGAUACUAGAGUGGUAUCAACAGUU